Molecule: messenger RNA, 645 nt
Organism: Teleopsis dalmanni
Lineage: Eukaryota; Metazoa; Arthropoda; Insecta; Diptera; Diopsidae
Exons: 2
Coding region: 94-453 (119 amino acids)
Source: RefSeq, a predicted model, not a curated record
CAAAAGUUAAAUCUGAAUCAGUUUCAGCACGACUACGAGCGAGCUCAGAUAAUUCUGUCUCUUAAAUCAUAUAUAAAUCUUUCAUAUAACAAAAUGACGAUUAAAUGGAAAAUCUUUAUUUUGAGUGCAUUAUUAUUACAAGAUUUUAAUCAAGGCUUUAAAUUAAUUGAAGAUCCAGAUUGCUAUGGAAUUGACAAUGAAAUACUUUCGAUUGAAGAAAAUUGUCAGUGGAAAAAUUUAAGUAAAUAUAGACAUUUUUAUGCGAUUCUACUGCUGGAUGAAAAUCCAAAAUUUGCUGUAGAACUGCAGGAGUUGUAUAACAUUGUGAGUUCGGCGCUUGCGGAAAGGGACAUGCUUGAAAAAGAGAGACUGAAAAAGUAUUCACAAUGGUUGAUCGAAAAAACUAAAGACCUGAAGAUAUAUCUGGAGUCAAGAGGUUUAAAUGAUAUAUAAAUAGUUUCAGCUUUAAGCCUUGAUAAAAAUAAUAUUAAAAUAAUAAUAUUUAAUAUUGAAUUAUACUACAUACUUAGUUAUUAACUAUUGGAUUAGUAACGUUUUAGUUAGUUUUUAGUGUUAUGAGUUAUAUACUUUAAUCAUAAAUUAGAAAAAUCAAUUUAAACUGUUUAAUGAAUUCAAGCAUUCUUA